AUGUGAACCUUAAAACUAUAAAAAUCUCACAUCUCUCAGAACCAGCGAUUGCAUCUGAUCUCCUUUCCAUUGAAAAUCCAUCCUUAGCAAAAAUGCAAAGCUUUAGUGCCAACAAAAGAACAUACAGAAUGUCUUCAGAGGAUCUCGGUGGGCUUCGACCAACAUUUUACUCAUGGAGAAGUGCUGGAAAUAGGGGCUCCUUUUCCAAAGAUAUCUUUGGAUCUACCAAUGUACAAACGGGGGUUGUUGGAAACGUUGGAAAUGAAAAGGUAACCAUGCAAAUUCUAAAUGAGCGCCUUGCUUCCUACCUGGAGAAAGUUAGGAUUUUGGAGAAGGCCAAUGGUGACCUAGAAGUGAAAAUCCGCCAGGUUAUGGAGAAAAAAGGUCCAGACACAACAGACUACAGUCACUUCCAAGUCACUCUUGAUAAACUACGCAAAGAGAUCUUGGAGAUGAUUAUGAGAAAUGUAAAUGUUAAUCUUCAAAUUGACAAUGCCAAGUUGGCUGCUGAAGACUUCAAGAUCAAGUUUGAAAAUGAAUUUCAGCAAAGACAGUGUGUUGAGGCAGACAUAAAUGCACUGAGAAAAAUGCUGGAUGACACCAAUGUGGCACGACUCCAUCUGGAAAAUGAUGUUGAAGGAUUAAAGGUAGAGCUCAUCGAGAUCAAGAAACAGCAUCAACUGGAAUUGUCAGCACUAAAUGGUCAAAUUACCCAAUCAGGAGUGCAAGUGGACAUAAAUGCCCCUAAGGGACAGGACCUGGCUAAGAUAAUGGAGGAGAUGAGAGCAAACUAUGAAAAGAUUGUGCUGAAAAACCAAGAAGAGCUCAAAGCCUGGCAUGAAUCAAAAAUAUCUGUGGUGCAGGUUCAAGUGACAGAAAACACUGCAGCAUUGAAGGAGGCCAGCACACAACUCAGCGUGAGCCGCAGGCGGAUGCAGACUUUAGAAACUGACCUGCAGACUCUGACUGGAAGUAGAGCAUCUCUGGAAGAAGCCCUUAAUGAAACAAAGUUGAGAUAUGGCAUGCAGGUGGAGCAAUUCAAUAACAUCAUUUUGUUGCGAGAAUCUGAGCUUAAACAGCUGCGUGAUGACAUACAGAGGCAGUCAUUAGACUAUCAGGUCUUAUUUAACAUCAAGAUGGAACUGGAAGCUGAGAUAGCCACCUACAAGAGACUUCUGGAUGGAGAAGAAACACUCCAGAACAGGUCCGUGUCGGAGACUGUCACCCGGACGACGAUGGAAACGAAAAUAUUGUCCUGAAAAAUUGAUUUGAUGAAAAAUUUUUGGUGUUAUCAAAGAUAACACAAAAGAAAUAUCUCAGUUGAAAUGUACACUGUAAAAAAAGCAGUUAUUUUAAUUUUUUUUGGCAGCUGGGGUGCCAAAAAAAAGUAAAAUAAUGACCAUUAAAUUACAGAAAUUUACUGUAAAAUAAGACGUUAAAUUACAGAAGUUUACAGAAAAUCUUUAUUUAAGGAAAUAAAAAAAGAGUACACUGUACAACCAUUGUCAAAUACAACAAAUGUUCUGAAUCAAUUACAAUAAAACAAUCUGUAGCAGGUUGCACAUAAGAAGCGCUGCUCGGCGCCGCGACAGUGCGCAUAUGACAAUUUAAAGUAUCACACACCAGAUGCACUCAUUCGCAUAAUAUUUAACAUGAAACUAAUCAGAUGGCACUCUGUGGCGCAGCGAAAAUAUGAACUGAUUCCUGAGUCUUGGCUGGGCACCGCCGAUAGCCGCCAUCUUGCGGCGCCGGUGUGUGUACCUUGAUAGAAACCUAUGUUUAGAAUUCUAAAAUGCAUGGCGCUGCGUAGCGUUGCGCGGCACAUCGUCGAGCAGCGCUUCUGGUGUGCAACCUGCUUUUGAGUGCUAUUUCCAUUUAAUCCGAUUUUGAAAACGCUGGAAAGCCAAACCUUUCUGUCAUACCAUCAAUCUCAAUGAUUAUCCUAAAGGUUUAACAAACUUCAUAACUGGCAAAGAAAACAGUAAAUAGUGCCCAUUUCAUUCUUGUUUUACAAAAACAACAGUUAUUCUUAAUAACUGAAAGAAAUCUUUUUUUGUACUUCAACCUAAAGACAAUAAAUACUUAAACUGA
Messenger RNA from Danio rerio (zebrafish), 2091 nucleotides. NCBI's taxonomy places the organism in Eukaryota, Metazoa, Chordata, Actinopteri, Cypriniformes, Danionidae. The record is from RefSeq and is a predicted model, not a curated record.